AUGUCGACUGCCGACCAAUCCCCCUUCUCCAUCCGCCCUGAGGAUGUGCAGCGCCUGGAAUCCUCUCAGCCCUUCAACGUCCUCCGCAGCUAUCUUGCCGUCAAUGCCACCAACGAAAUGUGCCCUGAGCAUGCAUGCUGCUCCCCCGAGCCAUGGUUGCUCCACCGCGACAUCCUGCAUGCCCUGAUCAUGCCCGUGGUCCAGCUCUUCCACCGUGCCUCUCGCCUGGCCGAGGCGGCUCUGUGCAGCUCCAAGGCCGAGGACCUCGAGAUGGCCUUCACUGGCGAUGCGCGCAGCGGUUUCCUCUGGCUGCAAUGCUUCCUUGCUGACGAGGAAGACUGGUGCCAGUCAAUUGGCUGUCCUGCUUGCAUUGUCACCUCUACUCUCUCAACCGAACAGCACCUGCGGAUAACCUUUACCGCCCUCAACCUUGCCGAGGAGUCCAGCUAUGCCAGCGGCCCCUCACAGAGCCUCCCUUCGCUUCCCUUCUUCGCCGAUGCUCUCCGCUACGCCAUCGACACCGACCCCUUCUGGGAAUCCUACCCUGGCGCCUCCUCCACCUUUGAAGCUUCUGCUCAGAAACUCACUGCCCACAUCCAUGCUCUCAUGGACCAGUGCGGCGAGAUCGAAGCCCUUGUUUCAGACUACGAUGCUACGCCCACCGAUUCUCAGACGUCCAGCCAGCUUGUCAAGUUUCAGCAACGCGCCCAGCCGGUGCGCGCGCCCUCCGGAUUCCUCAGGAUUGGUGCCGAAAGCAAAUGCCCCGCUGUUAAGCCCAGCCGCAUGGCCAGGCGUCAGCAACGUAUGCGUCAAGAGGAGCAAAUGUUGCUGCAGCAGUUGGUGGCACAGUGCUGGGGCCAAGUUGCGCUCGCCGGUGCAGUCCCGGGCGCGCGGGAUCGCGCUCACGUCAAGGCGCUGAUGCGAGGCGCAGACAGUGUGACCAGCUUCUUGCUUGGCACUGGCAGCUCGACGAGCUUCGGCGAGAAGAGAAGGCGGAGUUUGACUUGUCCUUGA
Messenger RNA from Lasiodiplodia theobromae, 1014 nucleotides. RefSeq lists its product as uncharacterized. The record is from RefSeq and is a predicted model, not a curated record. Lineage: Eukaryota; Fungi; Ascomycota; Dothideomycetes; Botryosphaeriales; Botryosphaeriaceae. The transcript has 3 exons. Bases 1 to 1014 code for a protein of 337 amino acids.